This is a messenger RNA of Owenia fusiformis, 2317 nucleotides long. The record is from the annotation of a GenBank genome assembly. Lineage: Eukaryota; Metazoa; Annelida; Polychaeta; Sabellida; Oweniidae.
UUGGCCUUCAAAGGUGAUUACAUUUAAGUGUGUACCUGCACCUUUAAAUGUUUUAUAUGGACUUUUUCAGUGUGCUUGGUAUUAUAGGAUAUGGGUUUCAUUCAGAAAAGUAAUAAACGGUGGAUGCACAUCACCAUUGCUAGCCCACAGGAAGAGGGCAACCCCAAAAGAAUAUGGCCACCAAGAUUUUGACUUCAAAAACAAUUAAAUAUAAUCUGUGUAUGUGGAGGUGAUAAUGUUUCAAGAAAUAAUGAGGAGGUCUACUUAUAAACAGUUGUUUAUUGGGGUCGUCUUUGUAGGAGCUGCAGUCUUGAUAUACUCUAUGGUACCUUCAAAUAGCAAACCCAAAGGAAGAAUCAGUAAAGUCAAAAUAGAGCCAUAUGUAUCUGAAACAAGGAAACAACUUGGCAUUCCAACAAAUAACAAUCUCGUAAAAGAUGAACAUACUGAAACGGUUGAAAAAACUUUGAAAGCUAUGCAGGAUAAGUUAGCUAAGCUCCAAGGUCUUCAAAAUAAGAUAGAUGACAAUAUUGCUGCUGGAAAACAGAUAAUCAACAACAUUACAAGAGAUGUAGCUCCUGCUGGGGCUGAUCAUAAAACUAAGGCAGUUGGAGCAACAGGUCCAAGUGAUCUGGCAAAUGUUGGGAAAAUUGUAUCACCAAGGGUUGGUGUAUUGAAAAAUAAUUUUGAAAGAAUAGAGCUUGCAGUGGUGGCAUGCGGUCCCAGGUUUGAACAAGCUUCAGUUAUGCUCAAGUCUAAUGUCCUCUUCACGCAGUCUCCUCUAAACAUUCAUAUAUUUACUGAUGAACAUAGGGAUGCCUUUAUCAGCAUGUUCUCAUCAUGGCCAAGGAACAUUCAACAGAAGUUUAAUUACACAAUUUAUAACAUCACAUUCCCCAAUGGAACAUCUGAUGAAUGGAAACAGCUGUUCAGACCAUGUGCUUGUCAAAGACUUUUUAUACCUAACAUCCUAAAAGAUAAAGAGCUGUUGCUGUACAUGGAUACAGACACAGUGACACUGAAGUCCCUAGAUGGCCUGUGGAGAUACUUCAAGACCUUCAACUCAAGUCAUCUGGCUGCUCUAACACUGGAAGAUGAGGUAGAAGAUAUCAGCUGGUACAAAGAAAAUGCUAAGUUCCCAUACUACGGAAAACUUGCUGUGAACACAGGUGUUAUGAUGAUGAACUUGACUAGGAUGAGAGAGUGGGACUGGGUGAGCCAUAUUGUUGGCAUUCAUAAGCAAUGGAAAGACAAGAUCAUGUGGGGAGACCAAGAUUUAAUCAAUAUUCUCUUCCACUUUAAUCCAGAAAAGGUGCUUAUCAUUCCCUGCAAUUGGAACUUUAAGCGUGAUCAUUGUAAGCAUGGCAGCAACUGUAAAAGAGCUGAGGACUAUGGUGCUGCUAUUAUACAUGGCAAUGGCCAUACUUUCAUCAAUGAUGAUCAGCCAUCAUUCAAAGCAGUAUUUAAUACAUUUAAUCAGUACAAGUUUGGCCAAGACUACCUGGAGUAUAUCUUAGCUCCAAUACAGCACCAACUGAACACCCUAUUCUCAACUCACAAGAGUCAAUGUGCAAAGGACCCACAUCUUUUUCACCAAGGACUCAAUAGGGAGCUUAAUAGACUAAAAAUGGAAGAGGCUGCAAAACACUGAUAGUUCCAGUCACAUUCAUCCAGUUAGAAUACUCAUGAUUUUUUUUCACAAUAAGCGUUCAGCACUCAUGUGGUCAGCAUAUACCUAUACUGGUCGAUAUUGAAAUUUAAAAUGCUGACAGCUUCUGGAAAAAUCAACUGUACGUCAUGCUAAAAUUGAAAUUGACAGGAUUGGGAUCUCUGUGCCAUAUGAUUCAACCAGCCAGUGUCAUCAAAGGUCACAUGUUGUUCAUUCAAUUCAAAAUUCAUAUUUUUCCCCAAUCUCACAUAUUAUAGUAUUAUGAACCCUCUCAAUUGAAUACAGUUUUAAAUAUUAAUGUAUAUUCCUGUGCUAAAGCUGUAUACACAAUUUAGUAAUUUUGCAAUAAACAACAUUUGUAAGGUAUUAUUUAAAAUUGCUGUACUGUAGAAUUUAUUGCAAUAUUUGAGUCUGAACAACUGCAUACAUAAUACAUUCAUUCAUUCAAACAAACAUUGAUCUCUACUUUCAUUGAUACUCUCCAUAAAUAUGUUGACAAUGACGUCAUGAUUUUAAAGCACUGCAUUACUACUAAGUCUUUUCAUUUCAAUAGAUAGAUUUCACACAAUGUUUUUAUCUCAUUUACAACUUAUUUCAAUUCCGUAACAUAUUCACCAAACUUAUAUGUACAAGUUCAAUUAAAACAAG